This is a messenger RNA of Orycteropus afer afer, 1495 nucleotides long. RefSeq names its product ribosomal RNA processing 9, U3 small nucleolar RNA binding protein (gene RRP9). Gene Ontology annotation, cellular component: small-subunit processome. Gene Ontology annotation, molecular function: snoRNA binding; protein binding. Lineage: Eukaryota; Metazoa; Chordata; Mammalia; Tubulidentata; Orycteropodidae. The record is from RefSeq and is a predicted model, not a curated record.
AUGUCGGCAACAGCAGCAGCUCGCAAACGGGGAAAACUGGUCUCCGGGGCCGGGGCGGGUGCAGGGGCCGUCAAGAGGCGGCGGAAGGCCGAUUCUGCUGUGGCCAAGACCAGGACCAGGGGUAGCGGCAAGAUGAAUGAGGAGAUCUCCAGCGAUUCAGAGAGCGAGAGCCUGACUCCGAGGAAGACUGUGGAGGAAGACGAGGAGGAGGAGUUGGAGGAAACUGUGCAGGAGAAGAAGCUGCGCUUGGCUAAGCUCUAUCUUGAGCAGCUCAAGCAGCAAGAGGAGGAAAAGGCUGAAGCCCGUGCAUUUGAGGAGGACCAGGUGGCAGGGCGCCUGAAGGAGGAUGUACUUGAGCAGAGGGGCAGGCUGCAGAAGUCGGUGGCAAAGGAGAUCCAGGCCCCAGCCCUGGCCGACAUUCGGGUCUUGAGGGGCCACCAGCUCUCCAUCACCUGUUUGGUCAUCACCCCUGACGACUCAGCCAUCUUCUCUGCCUCUAAGGAUUGCACUAUCAUUAAGUGGAGCGUGGAGAGUGGACGGAAGUUGCAUGUGAUCCCUCGAGCCAAGAAGGGUGUUGAGGGGCAGCCGCCUGGCCACAGCAGCCACGUCCUCUGCAUGGCCAUCUCAUCUGAUGGCAAGUACCUUGCCUCGGGUGACUGUAGCAAGCUCAUCCUCAUUUGGGAGGCUGAGAGCUGCCAGCAUCUGUAUACCUUCACAGGGCACCGGGACUACGUGUCGGGGCUAGCAUUCCGCAGAGGCACACACCAGCUCUAUAGCACGUCCUACGAUCGUUCUGUGAAGGUGUGGAAUGUGGCCGAGAACUCCUACGUGGAGACACUCUUUGGGCACCAGGAUGCGGUAGCUGCACUGGAUGCGUUGAGCCGGGAGUGCUGCGUGACUGCUGGCGGCCGGGAUGGGACUGUGCGGGUGUGGAAGAUCCCUGAGGAGUCCCAGCUUGUCUUCUAUGGCCACCAGGGCUCCAUAGACUGUGUCCAGCUCAUCAACGAGGAGCACAUGGUGUCGGGUGCAGACGAUGGCUCUGUGGCCUUGUGGGGUCUCUCCAAGAAGCGGCCACUUGCCCUGCAGCGUGAGGCGCACGGGCUGCGGGGGGAGCCGGGCCUGGAACAGCCCUUUUGGGUGUCUUCAGUGGCAGCCCUUCUCAACACAGACCUUGUGGCCACAGGCUCCCACAGCUCCUGUGUGCGGCUCUGGCAGUGUGGAGAAGGCUUCCGGCAGCUGGUCCAUCUCUGUGACAUUCCCCUGGUGGGUUUUAUCAACAGCCUCAAGUUCUCCAGUACCGGGGACUUCCUGGUGGCUGGGGUGGGACAGGAACACAGACUCGGCAGAUGGUGGCGGAUCAAAGAGGCUCGGAACUCUGUCUGUAUCAUCCCGCUCCGCAGGGCCCCUGUACCUCCAGCUGCUGGCUCCUGACACUUACCCCUAUUAUUUAAUCUUUCCCAGUCUUCUUUAUAUUAAAAGCUUCCCCUUUUGGGCC